Molecule: messenger RNA, 663 nt
Organism: Aspergillus nomiae NRRL 13137
Lineage: Eukaryota; Fungi; Ascomycota; Eurotiomycetes; Eurotiales; Aspergillaceae
Product: GNAT family N-acetyltransferase
Exons: 2
Coding region: 1-663 (220 amino acids)
Molecular function (GO): acyltransferase activity, transferring groups other than amino-acyl groups
Source: RefSeq, a predicted model, not a curated record
AUGCCCACUCGACCAACAAUCUCCAUCCUCCCUGCAUCCCCAGAAGAUGCGCCCUCACUAACUCGCGUCCACGGCGAUGCAUUCCGAGACUGCAUGCUCAACGACCUCAUGUUUGGUCCUCCGACAGAGGAGAACCUGAAGGGGUUCGCAGGCGAGCUAGCGGAACUCAUCGCCAGCGAUAUAACAGCAAGAUUCGCGAAAGCCGUCGACAACGACACGAAUAAGAUCGUAGGCUGGAGCUGGUGGAAUUUGUAUCCCGAUCGCGACUCGCGAUCGGGAGGCUCGCAAGCUCUCGCAGAGAAGCUUGGUGCCCCGCCUGAGUCUGCUAUCAGUCCUGAGGCGUAUAAGGAGUAUUUCCAGGGGGCGGCCGCGAGACAGGAGAAAUGGAUUGGUGGGCGGCCUUUUGCUUUUCUAAGAGUCCUUGUCGUUCUCCCAGAGUACCAGAGGAAGGGGAUUGGUGCGAAUCUUGUGGCAAUGGGGCUGGAAGAGGCUGCAACUUGUAACCUGCCGGUCUGGUUGGAAUCUUCUGAAGUGGGCUAUGAUUUAUACAAGAAGCUGGGCUUCAAGGAUCUCAACGAUAGCAUUGUUAUUGACUUGGCCAAGUACGGAGAGUCGGGAAUAUCGACUACGGCGUGUAUGUGGUUGGAGACUGGGAACCAUUGA